Molecule: messenger RNA, 1474 nt
Organism: Glycine soja
Lineage: Eukaryota; Viridiplantae; Streptophyta; Magnoliopsida; Fabales; Fabaceae
Product: ethylene-responsive transcription factor ERF016-like
Exons: 1
Coding region: 63-929 (288 amino acids)
Biological process (GO): regulation of DNA-templated transcription
Molecular function (GO): DNA binding; DNA-binding transcription factor activity
Source: RefSeq, a predicted model, not a curated record
UUCAUUUGAUUGAAAUUAAAAGUCACACACACAUAAAUAUAUGUAUUCAUAGACAUACAGACAUGGACAUGGAGAACAAUAAUCAUGCCAUGGCUGCAGGUGCUAGUAGUGAUUCUAACACUACUACUGAUCACCCCACCCCAAAAUCUUCUUCUUGUGUUAAUGAUAACAACAAGUUAUACAAAGGGGUGAGAAAGCGAAAGUGGGGGAAAUGGGUUUCUGAAAUAAGGCUUCCCAAUAGCCGUGAACGCAUAUGGCUAGGGUCUUAUGACUCUCCUGAAAAAGCAGCGCGAGCCUUCGAUGCUGCCCUUUACUGUCUACGUGGCCGCCAUGCCAAUUUCAAUUUCCCCAACACACCUUGCAACAUGGACACUACCAAUGCUCCUCACCAAUCUCUUACCCCACAAGAGAUUCAAGAGGUUGCUGCUAAUUUCGCAAACCAGGCCCCACUACUACAAAAACCUCAAGAACCAUUGGAAUACAAGUGUGAGAUGAAGGUUACCCAACAAAAAACCCCUCAACUUAGUGGGGGUGGUGGUAAUUCUUCAUCGUUUGGUUCAAAGUCGUCAUGUAAAUCAGACAGCAAACAAGAUAGUACUGGUACUAGUACUAAUACUACUUGUACCCCCACCACCACUGCCUCGUCAUGUUCUACUACUAUGUAUGAAUGUGAUGGAACGGUGCAAGUGGACCAUGGGGACAUGGAUUGGACAUUCUUGAACGUAUUUGAUUAUUCCAAUGAGGUGUUUCCUGUUGUUGGAUCCGACUAUGAUCUCCAUAAUUCUGAGCUACACAAGAUGCACUCAGGUUCAGGUGAGUUAUUGUAUUCCACUCCUUUUGAUCAGGGUUACGAACAAUUAAUUGAAGCUGAUCAUGAUGAUGAUGACCCUUUUUCUCACCAAUCAUUCCUUUGGAAUUGGAACUUUUGAUGAUAUCACUCGCUACUACGCUGCCAGAUUAUGUCUAGUUAAAAUUACUUGCCCCGGCCUAUAUAUAUGUGUGUAUAUGGUGUUGUUUCUAAGUAUACUAUAUAACAAUAACAAGGACAGGACAAGUCACCGGUUUUUCUAGUGAUAUCAAUUCCAUAGAUUAGCACAGGCUACCAAUUAAGUAUAUGCCUAGCUAGUGACCCCGGUUUUUCUAGUGCUAUCAAUUCCAUAGAUUAGCACUGGCUGCCAAGUAGCAUCCAUCGAUAGAUGUCUUACUACAUGUUUCCCCUUGGCAAUAAAAUAUUUGUACUUUAUAGGUUGUUUUAUGUAUACUGGUUAAAGUAUAUAUUUAUACCUAAGUACAUAUAUAUACAGUUAUUGAUCUGUGAUGUGUCCCUUCUCCUUUCUUUAUUUCUCUGUAAAAUUAAAUCUUAGUGUGGAUUUGCAGUGCUUAAUUCUCUUGUGUACAAAUGUAUAGCUCUAAAGUAGUCGAUUUAAUUAAGUGUGUUCUAUGUUAGUAUUUGUGGAUAAAAAGGUUAAGCAGC